AUGCAUGAUUCGCUCCAUCAUUCCUCUACAGAGGACACACUCAGGAACGAGUCCGACAUCGAACCGGCGAUGCCCACACCACACGAGGAGCAGCCUUUGCUCUCUCAGGAGGCUGAAGCCGCCUGGAAGCCUCCGGUGGGAUUUGUCUGGAUACAACUAGCCAUCAUGUCUAACGUGUUUCUAUCUGGCUUCGACGGCACCAUCACCGCAUCAACAUACGCUGUAAUCAGCUCCGAGUUUAACGCAGCUAACACAGCAUCGUGGCUCACGACCUCCUACCUGAUCACUAGCACCGCAUUCCAGCCGCUAUAUGGUCGCUUCUCUGACAUCUUUGGACGACGGAUAUCGUUCUUCACGGCCACGAUAACCUUCAUGAUCGGUUGUCUGGGGUGUGGGGUUGCCAAAGAUAUCAUUCUCUUGAAUUUGAUGAGGGCGCUUACUGGUAUUGGUGGUGGUGGGCUGAUGACAAUGGCCACCAUCAUUAACUCAGACCUCAUUCCUUUCCGUCGUCGUGGGAUGUAUCAAGCCGUCCAAAACGUUCUACACGGGUUCGGAUCUAUCUGUGGGGCUUCGUUUGGAGGCACGAUUGUCGAUUCAGUCGGAUGGCGCUGGUGCUUUUUGAUGCAAGUUCCCGUUGGAUUUUUGGCUCUCAUCACCGGUCAUCUUGUCCUUCAUCUGCCUACGCAAAACAAAUAUGCCAGUGAGGGGCGGGGCCUACGGACUAUCUGGAGACACGUCGAUCUGUCUGGAGCAUGUGCCCUGAUUGUUGGCCUGUCAACACAAUUGGUGGGUCUGAGCUUGGGUGGAAAUGAGCUUCCCUGGUCCAACGUGUGGGUGAUACUAUCUUUCGUGGCGAGUAUGGUGUCGCUGGCUCUCUUCGUGCUUAUUGAGUACAAAACAUCUGCAAUUCCACUGAUACCGCCGAGGAUGCUGAGAGGCGUGCUGCCGAUUGCCACGCAAAUUGCCAAUGUUUGCGCCGGCAUGGCUGCCUAUGCAUUUCUUUUUACCCUCCCUCUAUUAUUCCAGGUGAUCCUAUUGGAUUCCCCCUCUAAAGCUGGAGCGAGGCUUGCAGUACCGUCUCUGGCUACCCCAAUCGGCGGAGUGAUUUCCGGCUUUGUGAUGUCGCGCUGGGGCAAAUUGGCCUACCUUGUCCGUACAGGAUCUCUCCUGAUGUGCCUUGGUAAUGUACUUUUGAUGCUUCUGCAGUUUCACGAUGCAGAGUGGAAGUAUUAUGUGGCGAUGAUUCCUGCGAGUCUCGGCCAGGGUAUAACGUACCCUGGUAUCUUGUUCACAUUUCUUGCCGCAUUCGAUCAUGCAGAUCAUGCCGUGUCGGCCUCUACUGUCUACCUGGUCCGUUCAAUGGGCACGGUCUGGGGCGUUGCGAUCACGUCCACCAUCAUCCAGAACACAUUGCGCUCAGGCCUCGCGGAGGCCUUGAGUGGAAUACCAGACAAAUGGAAAGUAACUCUCCUCCUAGUAAUCGAUGACAUUCGUCAUUCAGUAUCUGCCAUUCACAACCUGCCGCCAGAGAUCCAGCUAGCCGCACGAAUGGUCUAUUACCAGGGAAUCCGGCUGUCAUUCUUGGCAUCAGCCUGCUUCGGCUUUGUGGCUACUAUUGCGGCCCUCUUCACCAGAGGCAAGGGCCUGCACCGUUCAAGCGAGGUGUAG
Molecule: messenger RNA, 1668 nt
Organism: Aspergillus ibericus CBS 121593
Lineage: Eukaryota; Fungi; Ascomycota; Eurotiomycetes; Eurotiales; Aspergillaceae
Product: MDR family MFS transporter
Exons: 6
Coding region: 1-1668 (555 amino acids)
Biological process (GO): basic amino acid transport; transmembrane transport
Cellular component (GO): fungal-type vacuole membrane
Molecular function (GO): basic amino acid transmembrane transporter activity
Source: RefSeq, a predicted model, not a curated record